UCCAAAGGAAGUGAAAACAAUGGCUGCAUUUUGCAGUUUGAAGAAUUUUUGUGAAUAUGAAACUUCUAAAGUUGUCCGUUUUCAGAGCGUUUCCUAUGGGAGUUUGAAAUGGACCUUCCAUAUGGUUGUCUUCCUGUAUGUUUGUUAUGUGCUUGUCACCGACAAACGGUAUCAGAAAAAGGACUCUGUGAUCAGCUCAGUUCAUACUAAAGUGAAGGGAGUAGUUCAGACUGACUCAAGAAUCUGGGACACAGCCGAAUACACUAUUCCCAUGCAGGGAAUAGACUCUUUUUUCGUGAUAACCAACAUAAUUAUGACAGAAAACCAGUUUCAAAGUGUUUGCCCUGAGUACCCCAUUGCCAAAGCUGUCUGCUCUUCAGAUGUGAGCUGCAAAAAAGGACACAUGAACCCCCAGAGUAAUGGAAUUCAGACAGGAAGAUGUGUGAAGUAUAAUGCAACAAUUAAAACCUGUGAAGUCUCUGCCUGGUGCCCUGUGGAAUCAAUGAAAGGUGCCCCAGUGCCUGCCAUUCUGAAGAGUGCUGAAAACUUCACAGUACUAAUAAAGAACAAUAUCCACUUCCCAAAAUUUAAUCACACUGCAAGAAACUUUUCACCAAAAUUGAAUAUUUCGUGCACAUUCAACAAGAUAACUGCACCAGGCUGCCCAAUUUUCCAGCUGGGAGGUAUUCUCCAAGCAACAGGAGAAAAUUUUUCAGAGAUGGCAAUUCAGGGUGGAAUCAUGGGCAUUGAGAUUAACUGGGACUGUAACCUGGACAAAUGGUUCUACCGCUGCAGUCCAAAGUACAGUUUUCGUCGCCUUGAUGACAAAACAACGACUGAAUACCCUGGUUACAACUUCAGAUUCGCGAAGUACUACAAACGGCCCAAUGGGCAGGAGGAACGGACGCUGAUCAAAGCCUAUGGGAUACGAUUCGAUAUCCUCGUCUUCGGCACAGCUGGACGGUUUAACAUCUUUGAGCUGCUGGUGUACAUCGGGUCUGUGCUGUCCUACUUUGGCUUGGCUCAGUUCAUUAUUGAUUUCCUUAUUACUUCAUACACUUAUCCCUGCUGCAAAGCAUCCAUCAAGGAAUAUUACUUCAGGAAGAAGUGCGAGUCUGCUCUGGGGCCAAAAUGGACCCUGAUGUACGUGUCAUAUGUUGAUGACCCACACAUUCUUCUGGUAGACAAACCGCUGAGAACGAGUCUGCAGAACGUUAAAGGCGAGAUUGUUCAGUUGCCGGGAGACACUGGGGCUUUUACUGACACGACCAAGCUCGCAGCACAAUGUUCCAACCGGGUCCCUGUCAUAGCGAAAGCCUAUGAGAUGCAACCCCUUAAAAGCGAAGGGCAAACUUCUCCAUCCCACGACCGCCCUUCUUGGUGCUGCUGUGGGAAAUGCCACCAAACGCAGUCUUUCCGGGAGCAGCUCUGCUGCCGAAGAAAAGAAGGGGCAUGCAUUACAACCUCGGCUUUGUUCGAGCAGCUCGUUCUUUCCAGAUCAGCACUGGAGUUUAUCCUGCUUUACAAAGAGCCCUUGUUGGACUUGAAUACUGAGACCCUCAAUAACGAGCUUCGUCACUGUGCUUACAGACAGUAUAUUCACUGGCGUUUUGGCUCUGCUGAGGUGGAGAGCAGUGCCCUGAUACCAAGUUGCUGCAGGUGGAAGAUCAGAGAAACUUAUCCCAGUGAGGAUGGCAAGUAUACUGGUUUAGAGAGGAAGAAGCAGGGGGUGCAGCAGCCCCCAGGCUUACCGCCCAACCACCCCAGCAGGGGAGCCGGGGCGGGGUCAGCCCCUGGCGGGGUUGCUCCAAUAGGGGGUGCCCGCUCCCUGUCAAUCCGGGGCCGGGCAGCUGUGGGGGCGGGAGUUCCCGAGCCAGGGCUCCGCAGGCGCCGCUGGCCCCGGCAUGAGCCGCAGCUGCCGAGCCUGAGCCCGCGGCCGAGGGAGGAGCGGGGCGGGCUGCAGCCCCCAGCCGGGCUCAUGGCCUCCGGGGCGUGCUGGGGGGCGCUCCGCGGCUUCCUCUUCGAGUACGACACCCCCCGCAUCGUGCUGAUCAAGAGCCGCAAAGUGGGGCUGGUGAACCGGGCGGUGCAGCUGGCCAUCCUGGCCUACGUGAUCGGCUGGGUCUUUGUGUGGGAAAAGGGCUACCAAGAAACAGACAAUGUGGUCAGUUCGGUUACCACCAAGGUGAAAGGAAUAACCAUGACAAACACAUCGGAGUUGGGACUCCGGGUCUGGGAUGUGGCUGACUAUGUUAUUCCACCUCAGGGAGAGAAUACGUUAUUCAUCAUGACAAACCUGAUAAUCACACUGAAUCAGACACAAGGCUAUUGUCCUGAGCUUCCAGAUAAGACAACGGUGUGUAAUUCCAGUAAGGACUGUACUGCAGGAUACAUAGGCACCCACAGCAAUGGAGUCCAGACUGGGAAGUGUAGGAAGUACUCCACCUCUGUCAAAACCUGUGAGAUCUAUGCUUGGUGUCCCGUGGAGAAUGACACUCGUUUACCUAAGCCGGCUUUCCUAAAGGAUGCUGAGAACUUCACCAUUUUGGUGAAGAACAAUAUCUGGUAUCCCAAGUUCAACUUCACCAGGCGAAAUAUUCUGCCCUCUAUCAGUACCACUUACCUCAAGACCUGCAUUUAUGACCCUAAAACGGAUCCCUUCUGCCCAAUCUUCCGAAUCCGUCGAAUAGUUGAAGCUGCAGGACAGAAUUUUCAGGAGAUGGCUGUUGAGGGUGGAGUAAUGGGGGUGCAGAUCAACUGGAACUGUGACCUUGACAAAUCUGCUUCUUACUGUGUGCCAAAAUACACCUUCCGUCGCCUUGACAACAAGGAUUCUGACCACACGGUCUCACCUGGAUAUAAUUUCAGGUUUGCAAAAUACUACAAGGACGCAAGUGGCACUGACUCGCGGACACUAAUUAAGGCUUACGGCAUCCGUUUUGAUAUCAUGGUGUUUGGAAAGGCAGGAAAAUUUGAUAUAAUUCCUACAAUGAUUAACAUUGGCUCUGGGCUAGCACUGUUUGGAGUGGCAACAGUCCUGUGUGACAUCGUGGUUCUGUACUUCAUGAAGAAGAGAUAUUACUACAGAGAGAAGAAAUACAAAUACGUAGAAGAUUAUGAACUGGGAGCCAGUGAGACAUAUGGAACGCAAUCCUGACAGCGGUGGUACUGCAGCAUCAACUGCCCAACAUGAAGUGCUGCUAUGAAUGUUGUUCUGCUUCAUGGAGAGACAGUAAGAUGAUGCUGCAGGCUUCCCUUCCUGGAACUGGGUUAAUCAAUCUGUGUUCUCCAAGAGGAAAGAAAGAGAAACCUCCCUCAUUACUUUAUGGCUGACAAACAGUGCAUUCUUGUUCGGUGUUACUGACAACCUAGGGACAGUUUUGAAGCUACUAGUUGUUCGAAUUCUGGCCAUGGUAAACAAAUGUAAAGAUCAGAAUGUGUAUGCCAAACUCUCAUGGAAAGUGUCUCAAGAUAAGUAACAGCUGAGUAAGUCUUCCCUUCCCCCUUACUGCCUAUAUCCCCUUAUUCUCUAGGAAGCCCCCGGGAGGGGCCAGUCACCCACCGCCUACCUCUUUGCUAGGGGCAGAGGAAGUUGGGCCAGGAUGAGUGAUAUUAAAUGGGGGAAGGGUAGCUGCCCUCCCUUGAGGUUACUUGGUGGGAGAGCCAGGCCCCUCUUAAGAGGUGAGAUCCCUUCCCCUGCUGUGGUGAACCUGGUCACUAAUCUUCCCCCUCAGGCCUGGAGAGCAUCUAGCUACAGCCUGAUUGCAAUAAAAUGUAUUUCCUUACUGUGAGGGCAAGUCACCAGCUAACCUGCAGGUUAUCCCUCAUGUAUGUGAUCUUUAGGAGCCCAGAGUAGGAGAUGAAGCUCGCUCUAGGUCUCCUGCAUUCGAGUAGGUGGCUGAUGCAUUUAUAAAGAGGCUGCUUUUUUUCUGGUCCUCUUAAAAGUCAGUGUUUGUAAUGAAGGAAAAGGAUGACAACAGUGAUGGCAUCUUCACUCAUUGUGAAGUGCUAAUAUUCCAAACACUCAAGUUAACUAUAUUGAAUAAACUUUGUUCUAAGUGAUUUAAUAUAAGAGGAAAAUCCAUUCUCUAGUGAACCAAUAAAGCCCUUGCAAAGGUAAA
Molecule: messenger RNA, 4121 nt
Organism: Mauremys reevesii (Reeves's turtle)
Lineage: Eukaryota; Metazoa; Chordata; Testudines; Geoemydidae
Product: P2X purinoceptor 7-like
Exons: 25
Coding region: 20-3157 (1045 amino acids)
Biological process (GO): response to ATP; monoatomic cation transmembrane transport
Cellular component (GO): plasma membrane; nuclear inner membrane
Molecular function (GO): ATP binding; extracellularly ATP-gated monoatomic cation channel activity; purinergic nucleotide receptor activity
Source: RefSeq, a predicted model, not a curated record